GGAGUCCUCCGGAGAGGCCGAGGGCCCGGCUUCCACGGUGGCUUCAGCGGCCUGGUUGGGGCUUUCAUUAUUAUUUUCAAAUUCCUGAAUUCAGCUAGAGCUAGAGCGCGAGAGAUCUCCGUAGACUGCGACUCGCUGGCUCUAGCUCCGAGACGAUGCAGAGCGCGGCUGUCCCCGCGGAGGGGACUGUCAAGGGGCUCCCGGAGAUGCUCGGUGUGCCGAUGCAACAGAUCCCCCAGUGUGCUGGCUGCAACCAGCAUAUUCUGGACAAGUUCAUCCUGAAGGUUCUGGACAGACACUGGCACAGCUCCUGUCUCAAGUGUGCAGACUGCCAGAUGCAGCUGGCUGACAGGUGCUUCUCCAGGGCCGGGAGUGUCUACUGCAAGGAGGAUUUCUUCAAGCGCUUUGGCACAAAAUGCACAGCCUGCCAGCAGGGCAUCCCCCCGACCCAGGUGGUGCGCAAGGCCCAGGACUUCGUCUACCACCUGCACUGCUUUGCCUGCAUCAUCUGUAACCGGCAGCUGGCCACAGGUGACGAGUUCUACCUCAUGGAGGAUGGACGGCUGGUGUGCAAGGAAGACUAUGAGACAGCCAAGCAGAACGAUGACUCGGAAGCAGGUGCGAAGCGGCCCCGGACCACCAUCACAGCGAAGCAGCUGGAGACGUUGAAGAACGCUUACAAGAACUCCCCCAAGCCUGCCCGGCAUGUCAGGGAGCAGCUUUCCUCAGAGACAGGCCUGGACAUGAGGGUCGUACAGGUUUGGUUUCAGAACAGAAGGGCCAAGGAGAAGCGGCUGAAGAAGGACGCAGGGCGGCACCGCUGGGGGCAGUUCUAUAAGAGCGUCAAGAGGAGCCGGGGAGGCAGCAAGCAGGAGAAGGAGAGUUCUGCAGAGGACUGUGGGGUUAGUGACAGUGAGCUGAGCUUCCGAGAGGAUCAAAUUCUCUCAGAACUUGGCCACACCAAUAGGAUUUAUGGCAACGUGGGGGACGUUACAGGCGGACAGUUAAUGAAUGGGAGCUUCUCCAUGGACGGGACAGGACAAUCCUAUCAGGACUUGAGGGAUGGGAGCCCCUAUGGAAUCCCCCAGUCUCCAUCCUCCACAUCGUCCCUGCCAUCUCACGCUCCUUUGCUCAAUGGGCUGGAUUACACGGUGGACAGUAAUCUGGGCAUCAUUGCUCAUGCAGGGCAGGGAGUGAGCCAGACGCUGAGAGCCAUGGCUGGGGGACCCACCUCUGACAUCUCCACAGGAAGCAGUGUAGGCUACCCCGACUUUCCAACUAGCCCAGCCUCCUGGCUCGAUGAAAUGGAUCAUCCUCCUUUUUAAACUUCUCUCCUCCCCACCCUACCUGUCCUCCUGGCUUGAGAGAAUAUCUUCAAGGAUCAAAAGAGACUUGCCUUUUAAGGAUCAAAAGUGCGCCAAUGUGAAUUUCCAUUAUUUUCAAUGGAAAUCCUCCGCGGAUUCCUAGAAGGCUGUGAGACCACACUAGGGCAUUGUUUUCUUGGGGAGCUGGUGGGAGAGCAGCCUCAGCUCACAACACAGCCCAGGGGUAUAGCCUAGAGCUCUAGGGAUGCUGGCUUGUGGGCUCUCUCCCCUCCUGCCCUGCUUAGAGGCUUUGGCUGCUCAGUGCUUUGGUAGCAUGAGGUGACUGUGACAGGCUCCCUUGGCCUUCGGGAACUCUGUUCCAACUGGUGCAUCUCACACGAUGCCUCCCAAACCACUGGUCUCUGCAGAACCAAGAUUCCUGAGGUAGAGGCAUCAUGGCCCUUGAGUAUAAUAAAAUAAUUUCUGGACUCUCCUUAUUGAACCCUGAUUUUCAAAAUAAAAAAGUUAGUUACUAAAGGUCUUUAAUGGCCACAGUUUGAUA
Galeopterus variegatus (Sunda flying lemur) is the source of this 1866-nucleotide messenger RNA. It is a transcript of the gene LHX4, whose product is annotated as LIM homeobox 4. The record is from RefSeq and is a predicted model, not a curated record. Gene Ontology annotation, cellular component: nucleus. Bases 156 to 1325 code for a protein of 389 amino acids. Gene Ontology annotation, biological process: regulation of transcription by RNA polymerase II; neuron differentiation. NCBI's taxonomy places the organism in Eukaryota, Metazoa, Chordata, Mammalia, Dermoptera, Cynocephalidae. Gene Ontology annotation, molecular function: DNA-binding transcription factor activity, RNA polymerase II-specific; RNA polymerase II transcription regulatory region sequence-specific DNA binding. The transcript has 6 exons.